AUGAACAAAGGGGAGAAUACAGUCAUCAUCAAAGUAACUCGCCCAGAGGAUGCCAACGCCACUGCUCUCACCGUUGGCAAUUCUAUUUCUAUACGAAGUGUUCAGCAAGAUGGGAAACGCAGCGUGCAUGUCCAGGGUUCGACUUCAUUUGACCAGCAUCGUGAUGAUGAAAUUAAUGCCAUCAAAGAUCGUCUGAAGGAGAGAUACACGAUUGGAAUGUGCAAAAGCCAUCCAACCAUUCGCUGCUUUCAUCAUGCUCCAACAAAUCUUCAUCGGGAGCUCAAUGAGAUGCGCCUUACUGUUUGGGCUACUAAGAUCGCUCGUAACGAGGCAGAUGAGCUGAAGGAUCCUAUCUCAAAUCACUUUACCCAGAAGACCGCUCUGGGGACAAGCUCCAAUCAGUGGAUCACAUCAAACGAAGCACCAAGCGCGUCUUUUGAGAGCGGUGUUAGCAUGGCAAGUAUGAUGCAAAUGAUAGCCAUGCAGAACACCGCUCUUCUAGGCCUUUUGACGAGGUCUACACCUGUGUCUGCGCAUCCUGGUGGGGUCGAAAAUACACAAAACAAGCGUGAAAAUCGAAAUGCAACAAUUGGCUCGUCCCAACCUCCUCCGUUCACGGGCGACUUUGAUGCAUGGGGCGUUGACCAUAACCUCAGCCCUGCAACGAUGGCUGCACUAGAUGGGCUUGGUUUUGUACCAGGUGAUGAUCUCGAAGAGCUCAAGUCAUUAUUCCCUCAUGCUAUCGACACCGCAAACAUUAAACCAGCUGAAUGGCAAAGGGCGGUGAAAGCUAGUCAGUCAUACCGCUGCAAAGCGAAGAUGAAGCUUCGCCAACAGGAAAAAGAGUCGCCUUAG
Molecule: messenger RNA, 855 nt
Organism: Serendipita indica DSM 11827
Lineage: Eukaryota; Fungi; Basidiomycota; Agaricomycetes; Sebacinales; Serendipitaceae
Source: the annotation of a GenBank genome assembly